CCCCGCGCGGGAGCCAUGGAGGUGGUGGAGGCCGCCGCGCAGCUGGAAACGCUCAAGUUCAACGGCGCCGGCCUGGCGGACGGCCCGGCCCUGCAGUCGGACGCGGCGGCGGCGGGCGCUCGGCGGGAGGCGGACGCUCAGCCCGCCGCCGCGCAGCCGCCUCGCUCGGCCCCGAGGCCGGAGCCGGGAGCGGGACGGAGCUGCGUCACCGGCCCGGGCGCCGCGCUGGGGGCCUCGGGGUCGGACUCGGACUCGGACUCGGACAGUGACACAGAUUCAGAUAGUUCAAGCUCCUCCUCUUCCUCUUCCUCCUCAUCUUCCUCAUCGUCUUCCUCUUGUAUAUCACUUCCUCCACUGGUGUCAGAUGGAGAAGAUGAUUUACAAACUGAGAAGGAAAACAAGAAUUUUCCUCUUAAAACAAAAGAUGAGUUACUCCUUAAUGAACUACCUUCUGUUGAAGAACUCACUAUUAUUCUGCCUGAAGAUAUUGAAUUAAAGCCUUUUGGGAUGGUUUCAAGUAUUAUUGAGCAAUUAGUAAUAAUUGAAUCUAUGACUAACUUACCUCCAGUUAAUGAGGAGACUGUAAUUUUUAAAAGUGAUCGGCAGGCAGCAGGAAAGAUAUUUGAGAUAUUUGGACCUGUUGCACAUCCAUUUUAUGUGUUACGGUUUAAUUCUUCAGAGCACAUUGAGAGUAAAGGUAUUAAAAUAAAGGACACUAUGUAUUUUGCUCCAUCAAUGAAAGACUUCACCCAAUACAUAUUCACAGAAAAACUUAAACAGGAUAGGGGAUCAGAUGCAUCAUGGAAGAAUGAUCAAGAACCACCACCGGAAGCCUUAGAUUUCAGUGAUGAUGAAAAGGAAAAAGAAGCCAAGCAGAGGAAAAAAUCUCAGAUUCAAGGCCGGAAAAAAUUCAAGUCUGAAUCUAAUGAAUCAAGUGAAAAUUUUUCAGAAGUACAUCAGAAUUGGAAUGUUCAUACUUCUGUUACAGAGCAUUCAAAAGGAUAUCGUAACAGAGAAUUCACACGAGGAUUUUCCCGGGGUAGAUAUCCUCGACCUUGCCAUGGCACACCUCCAUCGCCACGGUUUUAUAACUCAGAGCAUAUGGUGUUUCAGGAGCCUUCAGGAUUUCUACCUCAGAGACAAGAUAAUCCUAUCAUGCCACAGUAUCCCUUUCCUCCUCCAGUGUUUGAUGUGCACAAUUUUUCACUCCCUCCUCCUCUACCACCACUUCCUCCACCUCCACCACCUGCAUCUGUAAACCUGGGUUGGGCUGCACCUAACAUGGCACCUCAUCCAUUAAUUCCCUUACCAUACUCCAUACCCCCACCCCCUCCACCACUGCCUCCACCCCCCUCUUCUGGAGAUAACAGUUCUUCUCAUUUUGGAUCCUACUACUAGGUGAAAGUAUGCUAAUUUCUGGAGAAAUCUGGACUUUUUAUAUGGAAGGGAUUUUUUUUUAAAGAAAGUAAUUAUGGAACUAGAUUUUUAACAUUGUAAAAUACUAAAUGAUCCUUCAGUUGUAAGUUGAUGUAUAUUUGUAACCUUUGUGAAAUUGUAUCCUUAUGAAAAUACCACUUUUGUGGAAGAGAGAAUCCAACUAUGUAAUAUUUAAUUAAAACAAUCCAUGUUUACCCUAUCCCUGCUCAAUUAAACAGUGUAUAUAGGUCUAAUAAUAGCUCUGGAGCAACUUUUAUCAUGAGUCAAAUAUAUUAAACACAUUGAUGUCUUCUUGGUAUAUCUGAAAACAAGAGGUAGAAGUCCUGUUGAGAGUCUUUAAAAUAAACUAUUUUUACAAAUGUAAACUUGAAAA
Messenger RNA from Canis lupus familiaris (dog), 1810 nucleotides. RefSeq names its product nuclear assembly factor 1 ribonucleoprotein (gene NAF1). Gene Ontology annotation, cellular component: sno(s)RNA-containing ribonucleoprotein complex. Bases 16 to 1398 code for a protein of 460 amino acids. Lineage: Eukaryota; Metazoa; Chordata; Mammalia; Carnivora; Canidae. Gene Ontology annotation, biological process: pseudouridine synthesis; box H/ACA snoRNP assembly; ribosome biogenesis. The transcript has 8 exons. Gene Ontology annotation, molecular function: RNA binding. The record is from RefSeq and is a predicted model, not a curated record.